AUGCUGUUGCACCGUGUGCGCAUUGGCUUGGGCUUGGAGGAAGACCGCAUGGCACCAAAUCCUUUUGCUACCUGCUACGCCAUGCGCAAGGCCAGACCAGGAGGCGUGUUGCCCCAACCUGUCACACCCUUUCCGCCAGUGCCCGUUUUAGACAAAGAGGUAGGCGUCGUUGAAGUGGCGCUUGAAGAGGUGAACGUGGCAGGUGGUGCGGAGAGUGUCAAGGAAGAGCAUUCACGGUUGUCUCAGGGGUUACUGUGGUCAGCCGAAUUUCGCUUGGCUCCUGCAUAUCUGACCUCGUCCCUGAGCGGGACCCAGGUGACUCAGGACCGGAAAGACUUUGAGAGGCAGACCUCCGCGGAAGCGAGACGAGGACAGUUCGCCAUUGAUGUGCAACUCUUGGAAUGCGUGCAACGUCACGAAACUUCCAAGGCAGGACUCAAAACGUUGACAUUUCCAGCUCUUUUCUUGGUCCUUGCCUGGAUCCAGGUGAAAGAAUUGCUGAAACAACGUGCAGAUGUCAACUUUCAGGAAGGUACGCCAUACCUCCGCACACCUCUGCAUCUUGCAGUGGAAAGUGGUGGAACUGUUGAAGAGGUGGGCUACUUGCUUCAGGCCGCUGCCAAUGUGAAUGCAGUCAUGGCACAAGGAAAGACUCCUUUGCACGUGGCCAUCCAGCAGUACCAAAGAAUUCCCACCGUGGCGGUUGGAAUGCUGCUGUGCAGCAAUGCAAAGCCGGAUGCCAAAGAUUCCAGUAACCGGACACCCAUGGACCUGGUAAAGCAAGUCUUUGGACAGCUUUCUGCCAGAGGUGCAGACAACCAACCUCUGCUAUCGGCAGCUGAUAGUGCAAAGGCGCGACAGUUGCUGUCCUUGGUGAUGGACCAGCGGAUGGUGGCCUUCAAUUUGGAGAGUCAGGAGGUUCAAAACGUGCAUUUUGCCGACACCGAAGGGGACAAGGUGGUCUAUGACACAAGGUCUGGAGUAGGUUUGUACAGCGUGAAGACGCAGCGGCCGCUGUUCUUCAAGUUUCCGGGCUCAGUCGCGGAACCUGAAGCAAAAGCCAUGCUGGCAUGUUACUGGGCGAACUGUAGGAACGAGGGCAGCGUGUAUAACGUGGCCGUGAAUCCGGAAUCUGGAACGGUGGCGGCGUGUUUGAGGUUUCAGCAGGAUGGGGCACAGGUGAAUCCGCAAAGCGUCAUCGUGAUGGUCAUUUGGCCCAACGGGCAACUGCAGCACGAAGAGCCUCUAAAGCUGAGACUUCCGCCCACCGCAGUUCCUUCGCAAGAUUUGCUCCCGCCAAUGGUCACUAUGUCGCGCAUACAGGGCACUUGCAUUGUCAUGGGUCGGUUGGCAGAUGGCCAGGUCUACUGCUGGCUAUUGAACUCGGCCCGAAGCCAACUCAUCAGUGAGGCAUGGUCCUUCUGCGGUGGUUAUGAGGUGAAGUUGGCCAUGUGUGCUGGUGCCCUGGCUACCUCCGAUGAUGGAGCUUGGGUUUGCCUCACCAAUAAGGAGACAGGUCAUGUGGAUGUCUUCAUCCAGCCGGCCAUGUGGUUUGGAGGAGAUGUCCUUGGCGACACCAAGAAGUACAAUGUCAAGGCCGAUCCCUUGGGCGACACCAAGGUGGUGGACCGCAGUGCCAUGGACCGGGACUUCGAUGCCCUGGGGAAGCGGCCGGGGAAGUCCCAGGCCUUUCCGGGCAACGAGUCCAUGACCGCUCCAAAAGCAAAGGCCCCAGUGAAGACGCCAGAGCCUCCCAUUGCGGAUGGAGUGCUCUUUGGCCCUGAUGGCAUGCCGUUGGACAACAACGCGGUAGUUGAGGAGGACCAGGAAGGACAGCUUCACGCCAAGAUCACUUCUCAUCAAAAGGUGGAAUUACAUGACCAGGGCUGGUUCCAUGCUGAGAGCAAUCGCUAUGAGCAAGAAGAACUGGCCAAGAUGCACAUCCAAUCCAUCAGCAGCGCGGUGGGUCAGCGAGAAACUGCUGGCAACUGUCGCGAUGGGCGCUGGGUGAACAGUCCCCAUGAGUUCCCGGACCUGGGUCUCACCGGCACGGUGCUGUCCAACGCCUUGGUUCCCUUUCCACCCAAUGACCAGCAGUACUAUGUGGGAGGCAAAUAUGAUCCCGUGCAUUCGACCUUGUGGCCAAUUGCCGUGCCAAAUUUUGCGCACAAUGGUACGUCCAGCAGCACCUGGAUCCGGCUGGUGGACUUUGCCCAGCACGCGGAUGCGGUGCAUCUCUUCGAUGAAUUCAGCUGCAAGACACACUGCGGCCGCAUCUUACAGGGAUCUUUGGACAAUGGCUACUUUGUGGAAGCCUUACAGGCUAUUAGCUUGCGACCCAAGUUGGUGAAGCAACUCUUCUAUGCCUGGCAAACCAGACGAAGUAUUUACAUCGCACGUCUCUUCAAACAUGGAACUUGGAUGAGGGUGGAGGUGGAUGACUUUGUUCCAGUUGGACGGUCUGGGAGAAAUGACACUGAUGGCAAUGUGCCCGUUUGUUGCCGCUCUGAGCACUUUCCCAAUGUGAUUUGGCCCAGUUUGAUUGAGAAAGCCUAUGCCAAGAUCCACACCCUUCGUUUCUCCUCGAGUGCCAUCACCGAAGACGACAUGGGCGGCUGGGAGGCCAUUGGUGGCGGUGGCAAGGUGGAGGACGCCCUGGCGGAUCUCACGGGGGGCGUGGCCGGGCGCUUCUACACCAAGGAUGUCUCCCCCGACCGACUCUUCAUCUACAUCUAUGACUUGCAGCGCGAUACCUUGUUCGUGUGCCGGCCCAGCCAAACUCUGUGCGACUUGCAGGGUGUCAGGUUGAACCCCUACUAUCCCUAUGCAGUGAACCGCGCCGUGCAAUGGGAGGGUGGCUUGUACUACCAGGUCUUCUGUGGUGGUCCCGGGGUCCAUGAUGGAGGUCUUGAGGACAUCACAGUGCCGUACAGCCUAUCGCACUGCGAGAAGUUUCCUGAGAAGCGCGAGGAUGGAUUCUUUUGGCUCAGCGCGGAGGACUUCCAUGAAUACUUCGGCACCAUCUUCGAAUGUCGCCUCGUGAACUCCGGUGACGUCUCCCUCCCCGAGAUGCCACCGCCGCGCUUCGACGUCAUUCGGCCGCCGGCCACAGAGAUGUCGCUGAUGGCUAGUGGCAUGCUGUCCACGGGGAUGCCGAUGGCCACAGCGAUCCCGGGAAUGACGGAGUCACCCCACCACUCUGAGAUGAUGGAUGGGGAGGAGAUUCAACGGAGAGGUGUUCAACACGUGGGGCCCGAUGGGCAGCCGUUGGCUUGGUACGAGUGGAUCUAUGCCAACCCUGGAGAAGUGGUGCGCAUGAAUGAGCCGGAAUUCGUGAUUUCGGUGCCACAACAUGCCGUGCCCUGCGAGGUGGUAUGUUCCAUUGAGCAAUUCGAUCCUCGAAUGCUCAUGAAGAGGCCUGGCAGGCCCGAGGCGGUGCCGAUCCUUUGCAAGGUCUAUGAGAAAGUGGACGGGGAGAACCUCUACAGCGAUCAGCUGGUGUGCCGUUCCAACUGGCUCCCCGUGCGGGACUCCAUGGUGGCCUUCUCCGUGAACCGGGGCGGGGAGUAUCUCAUCGUGGCAGAAUUGCCCCAGGAAACCAGUCAUGUGGAGAGGAUGAUCUUCAGGUGUUAUGCCUCCCAACCCUACGUCAUGGUGGCCGCCCAUCGAAUGACCCGGAGACAUUUGCUGGCCAAGCCAGUGAAGCUUCCAGGUGCCUCCAAGUUGAGCUUCGUGGGGCUCAUGGAACCCGCUGGCUUCGAUAAGGACAAACCGGUGCCCCUGGACUGGGACUACGACGCCAUGCGCAAGGCGGUCUUUGACCUGGACACGGGCUGGAACGCCUUGGUACGAGAAGUACAGGAGGAUUGCGCCAUCAUGUGA
Molecule: messenger RNA, 3882 nt
Organism: Cladocopium goreaui
Lineage: Eukaryota; Dinophyceae; Suessiales; Symbiodiniaceae
Source: the annotation of a GenBank genome assembly